AUGCCGAAAGGGAAAAUGUCGAAAAAAUUAUAUUGGCAUGAAACAUUGUCAGUUAAUAUUUUAGAGAAUUAUCUAUCUCAAGCUUCUUCAACAUCUACAACUCAACAACAAUCUACAGGAAUAUCAGAUGUGGUAAAUCAAAUGGACCAUCAUGAUUUUAUUCUAAAUACAUUAAAUGAAUGGUGCGAAAAGAAUUUGAAAUUGAACAAUAAGACCUUAAUUGAGAAUGAAGAUUUUAAACUUCUACUUACACAAGGUGCGUCAGAAGGUGUUUGUAUUAUAUGUUCAUAUCAAGUAAAAUUUCAUCUUACACGUGUUCGUCAUCAUUUUUCGUUAAAUAAACAUAUCAAUAUAAGUAUUCACGUGACAUUCAAAGGAGAAAAGUUUUUUGAGUUGAUUCAACAGAAAUGUGGUCAAGCCUUUAAAGAAUUAAUGGAAAUACUUUCAAUCAAUACAGUAUAUAAACUGCUUUUGGUUGAAGAUGACAUUCUACCUGUUUUCCAGAAAAAAUAUCGAGAAUUAGAGAAAGUAACACAACGAGCAUGUCUUCAUCUUGAUGAUGGGACAAUUAUGCUCAAGCCUAGUUUACGUAUGGAUUUCGAUCGUUUUAUCCGAUCUCUUCAUGAUAUAAACGAUAAACAAAAAGAACAGAAAGAAAUAGUGAAAAAAACUGAAGAUAUUAUUUCUUUAUUUAAGAAUUUAGUUAAGUCAUAUCAAUUCAAUGAAAGUGUUGAUACACAACAGAGCCCCAAGCAGGCCACGUCUUCGAGGCCUGCAGGUCUGUCAGCAUUUUAUAGCUGA
Rotaria socialis is the source of this 801-nucleotide messenger RNA. The record is from the annotation of a GenBank genome assembly. NCBI's taxonomy places the organism in Eukaryota, Metazoa, Rotifera, Eurotatoria, Philodinida, Philodinidae.